AUGGUCAGCUCCACGGCUCUCCUCCUUGUGGCCACCUGCUGCUGCUCAUACCUGUGGCUGGUGCGCACUGAAGAGUCGUCUCUGGAAACACGCUCCUUGGACUACACCAUAAAAGCCCAACAGGAGAAAGACCUGAUUGAUGCUCUGCAAGAAGUUUUGGAGAAGCUGCGAAGCAAAGAAAUGCCAUCGGAGAAAAAGCUUGGUUGGCUGCCAUCAUGUGACGCAGGGGAGCCGUGCGCCGUGCGUAAAGGCGCGAGGAUUGGCACAUUGUGCAGCUGCCCGCGGGGGACUGCCUUCACCCGCUUCAACAUGGCGUCGGGCCGGCUGCUGCUGCUGAAGCCGGAGGAAAGGGAGGUCCGGGGGGAGGAAAUCGCACAGCUCGACUUUUGCCAUCACAAACACUCGCUCCUGAUCGUGGUGGGGCGAGCGGGGGAGCUGCAGGAGCGCAUCGGCCAAGACAUUGGGCGAGGUCUUCGCUCCUGGGACAUAGACCUAAAAAGCUGUAACCUGAAUCUCCAUCUGCAGGAGUUCUUGUCCCACCACACGGCUUCGUUCAAGGGCGCUGGGCACAAGUGUCUUCGCCACAGCAGCAAAUCUUUGGACAUCCAGGUUUUGAUCAGUCCCACCCAAGAGCAGGUUCAUGGAGAGGUGUCCUCGCUGCUGUCCCAAGACUCGGCUCAAAAACUCCUGAUUUUGGCCGGUCAGAGUUUGGAAGACACUGGAGAUCUGCUGUUCCACCAGGGCCUGUUCUCUGCCCACCAGCUCAAGCACCUCCUGCAGCAACAGUUCUUUGGUCACGAAGGCUCCUUUUCCAACCUCCGCCUGACUCUGAGCUGCCCCAACAUUGGACACUGGCGGCAGACUUUGGUGGAACUACAGGGCCCAUACUCUCUCUUCAUCAAUCCCCCAGAGGUGCACCCCACCAUGGACGCUACGGGGGACUUCGGCGCCCUCGUAUCCAGCACCAUCCCUCCCAUCUCCACCUUUGAACUGCUGCCGCCGCCCUCCACCGUGGGCUUCCUCAAACUGUCCCGCCCCUGCUGCUACGUCUUCCCGGCAGGACGGGGGGACUGUGCCUUCUUUGCGGUAAACGGGUUCACGAUUCUAGUGGAUGGGGGGUCCGAGACGCAGGCGUGCUUUUGGAAGCUGGUGCGUCACUUGGAUCGUGUGGAUGCGCUUCUGUUAACGCACGUCGGGACGGAGAACCUCCCCGGGGUCAACGCGUUCCUCCAAAGAAAAGUGUGCGAGCUGGAGCUAGGGACAGAUGUGAAAGAGGACUCAUCCAAGAGGCUCAUCUCCCCAGAGCUCGGCGUUGUAUUCUUUAACGCCCCCAACAGGCUACAGCAAGACUUGCACAUUGUGGACAAUGUACUGAAGAGCACAGAGCAGGGUGCUUUGACUGUACGGCUACUGAAGAAGCUGGAAAUCAAACCACACCCAAUGCCUACAGUCAGCCCCGAAGAAGCAACUGUAGAGAACGCAUCACCAGAAUCUAGACCGAAUAGUGCCGGACAUACCCCUUACUGUCUGUCUCCUGAUGACGUCUGGGGCAAUCGGCCAGCGCUGAGCCGAAUACAAAUGGGAGACUCCAACGAUGGUGGUGAAGUGGGGAAUGAUUUGUCAAAAGAGCAAAAUGAAAGGCCCAAAAGUAACAAAGAGAAGCAUUUAAGUUUUCUAACACUGGGGACAUUGAAAGAGGUGCCGUCGGAUCCUUCUCCGUCUCUAACUACUACGACAACUACGCACUCGAUGCCUGCAGAAGUCAGCUCGCCUCAGUCUACGGAAGUUGACGAAUCGUUGUCCAUGUCGUUCGAGCAAGGCCUGAGCCAGAGAGACGGAGACGAUUCAGUAACGCAUCAUUCAAACUCAAACGGAGGCCAUUUUGCGGGUUUACCCUUACAGAUGAAGAAGCCGCCGCGACCUUCAGGCUCAGAAAUGUCCCGUACGACAAAUUCACUCCACCUAGAAACAUCGCCCCAUGAUGUCGACUUGUGUUUGGUAUCGCCUUGCGAGUUUAAACAUUUCAAAGCAGCAGACUCUGCCUCUAAUAGUGAUCCACCCAAAGGGGGCAGCUCUCUUCAUAGCAACAAUAAUAACCAGAAAGACGCCUCGCCGAGUGAAUCCAACGCACCAGUGGGAACAGAGGACUGCCCCUCGACGACAGCCGACGGCGUUCUGGAUUCGGAUGAUGACGAUUCUUGUAGCGAGCCGUCAAACUCACCGCGUGACAUUCGGCUGGGACAGUCCCUUCCACCAGACCCUGUGCCCGCCCCAUUGAGAGAUGGUCCACCUCUGCCUCCCGUCCCUGACACCACAAUGCCCAUCCCACAGUCUGAAUUGGACGCCCAGGCCAAGAGAACGAAAGCAGGAACUGGGAAGGCUAAAAAGUCAGCGCUGAUGGAAGGUUUGCAGAAGUCCAGUUCAGGAAAAAGACAAAACCAAAGUGGAGCAAAAGGGUCGAAGGAGAAUUUAUCCUCAGCUCAGACCUCAUCCUCCAGCCCGAAAACAACACCCAAGUCUUCCCCCAGUCCAGUUCCAAAGCCGGCCUCUGGGGGGGAUGUGAGUGUGUAUGUGGACCUGGCUUAUAUCCCAUCUGGACCAUCUGUUCCCACGGUGACUGUGGACUUCUUCAGAUGUGUCCGCUCUUCCUGCUACAUCGUCAGCGGCAACGCCCCGGAGAGGGAGGAGCUUAUGAGGCAAACGCUUGAUGCUUUACUGGAUGGAAAAAGCUCCUGGUCUGAUCCUAUGCAGGUGACAGUGAUACCCACCUUUGAGUCAGGAGCCAUGCAGGAGUGGUACCAGCAGACUCUGGAUCGACAAAGGGACCUGAACGUCACUGUCCUGGGUUCAAACAGCACGGUGGCAAUGCAGGACGAGACCUUUCCUGCAUGCAAGAUCGAAUUCUGA
Molecule: messenger RNA, 2907 nt
Organism: Knipowitschia caucasica
Lineage: Eukaryota; Metazoa; Chordata; Actinopteri; Gobiiformes; Gobiidae
Source: the annotation of a GenBank genome assembly